AGGGGUUUGGGAUGCAGCAGAGAGGGAGCUGCGCCGGGUAUUUCGCAGCCCCGCAGCCAUGGGGGGCGGCUCUUUCAUCCUGGUCCUCGCCCUCGCCAUGGCCCUGGCAGAGAGUCUUGCUCCUGCAGAGAGGAAGUGCCAGCUCAGCGGACUGUGGAGGAAUGACCAGGACUCUCUGAUGGAGAUUUCGGUGUUGAGGGACAACGGGGACUUCCAGGGACAAUACCUUACACGAGUCACCCUCUCUGGGGGCUGUGCCCAAAUCUCCCCCCUGCGGGGUGCCCAGCAGCAGCUUGGAGAGGAGGGCUGGCCCACCUUUGCCUUCACUGUCCGCUGGGACAAGUUCUCCAAUGCCACCACCGCCUUCGUGGGGCAAUGCUUUGUGGAUGCAGGUGGAAAGGAGAUACUGAGCACCAUGUGGCUGCUGCGUGAAGCUGCUGGGUCACUUGAGGAGGACUGGAAAGCUACAAGGGUGGGCAGAAAUGUCUUCACACGCAAACGCACCACAAAAGGAAAGAUCCUGCCAAACUUGUCCCCUCCCUGUGAGGCUGUGUCUCCAGGCCCAUGAUGGGAUGGUCUGGCUGCAGCCUAGCCCCUCAACAAGGCAAGAAAAACCUACCUCCCAGUUGAGAAUAAAAUUUUAAAAUCA
Messenger RNA from Pyrgilauda ruficollis (rufous-necked snowfinch), 649 nucleotides. Its product is annotated as avidin-like. The coding region runs from base 59 to 568 and encodes 169 amino acids. The transcript is spliced from 4 exons. The record is from RefSeq and is a predicted model, not a curated record. NCBI's taxonomy places the organism in Eukaryota, Metazoa, Chordata, Aves, Passeriformes, Passeridae. Gene Ontology annotation, molecular function: biotin binding.